Acanthochromis polyacanthus (spiny chromis) is the source of this 1333-nucleotide messenger RNA. It is a transcript of the gene mtx2, whose product is annotated as metaxin 2. The transcript has 10 exons. Gene Ontology annotation, cellular component: SAM complex. The record is from RefSeq and is a predicted model, not a curated record. The coding region runs from base 138 to 917 and encodes 259 amino acids. Lineage: Eukaryota; Metazoa; Chordata; Actinopteri; Pomacentridae. Gene Ontology annotation, biological process: mitochondrion organization.
CCUGGUCCGGACGCUAAUGCUGGCCGGACCGGUGAGCUGUUGUCCUUAGAGCGUCUGUAGUUCGACCUGAAACUGUUAUAUCUGGUGUUAAAACCAGUAGAACCUUUAAAAACUGGUGGUUUUAUCCCAGCAGAGACAUGUCUCUGGCGGCUGAUGCCUUCGUGUCGCAGCUAGCAGCUGCAGAGCCGUGGCCGGAAAACGCCACCUUGUACCAGCCGCUGAAGGAGGAUCAGAUUCUGCUGUCAGACUGCGCUUCAUCUCUUGCUGUUCAGGCCUACCUGAGGAUGUGUGGUCUACCUGUGGAGGUGGUUUGCAGAGUGAACGCUGAGUACAUGUCUCCUUCAGGAAAGAUUCCCUUUAUCCAUGUGGGGAACCAGGUGGUGUCGGAGCUGGGGCCGAUUGUUCAGUUCACCAAAGCUAAGGGUCAUUCACUGAGUGAUGGUUUAGACGACGUCCAGAGAGCCGAGAUGAAAGCUUACAUGGAGCUGGUCAACAAUAUGCUGCUGACGGCGGAGCUCUAUGUCCAGUGGUGUGACGACGCUACAGCUGCUGAGAUCUCUCGUCCCAGGUACAGCAGUCCGUACUCGUGGCCUCUCAGUAACAUCCUGGCCUAUCAGAAGCAGUGGGAGGUCCGGAGGAAGAUGAACGCCAUCGGCUGGGGAGGGAAGACACUGGAGCAGGUGUAUGAAGACGUCAGUCAGUGCUGUCAGGCUCUUUCUCAGAGACUUGGAACUCAACCGUACUUUUUCAACAAACAACCUACAGAACUGGACGCUCUGGUCUUCGGUCACCUCUUCACCAUCCUGACCACCAGGCUGACCAGCUCAGAGCUGGCUGAGAGGAUCAAGAGCUACAGCAACCUGCUGUCCUUCUGCAAACGCAUCGAACAGUCCUACUUUUAUGACAAGAGCUCCUGAGGAAGCUCUGCUCGUGUCCUACAUUCUGUCUUCUGUCAUUCCCUGAUGGUGUCCUUCCUGUCCUCGUCCUGUCUUUGAUCGCAUGCUGCAGACGGAGGAGACGCUCCUUUAAAGGAUUCAUUAAAUCAUGGAGAUCAGCUGCUGUAGGAACCACAUAGUUCUGUUAACCAGAAAUCCACCAGAACCCUGAACUCACCAUCAUGUAUUCACUCUGAUGUUCUCCUGGUAGAACAUCUGGAGAUCACAGCUGGACUCCACCCCCAGGUCUGAAGUCUCGCUGGGUUCUUCCUGUCGAGGUUUUAGAACCUCCAGGAGAUGAGAAGAACCCUGAUGGACAGGAAGUUUGUUUCAGCUGCUCCACUUUGUUGUGUUUGUGUGGAUGUGAAGUGCCUCCAAAAUAAAAGACUUCCACUUCA